Haliotis rufescens (red abalone) is the source of this 1628-nucleotide messenger RNA. RefSeq names its product fibrinogen-like protein 1. The transcript is spliced from 2 exons. The coding region runs from base 278 to 1525 and encodes 415 amino acids. The record is from RefSeq and is a predicted model, not a curated record. Lineage: Eukaryota; Metazoa; Mollusca; Gastropoda; Lepetellida; Haliotidae.
GAAUCUCCGCUUGGUGUGGUCUGCUGGCUCACUCGGGGGAAGAGAGCGGGGGGCGACAUCUUAAGGAAGUGUCGUCUGCUCAAUUUCCAUUCAUUUUUCUACGAUAACUGACCACUUGGUUUAUGAACUUUUAUUCUUUUUGUAUUUUUGAAUGAAAUAUUCAACCUGGACAUAUUGAAGAUAUGUAAAUGUGACUGUUUAACAUGGAGACACGAGAGUUAAUUUAGUUCGGAUUAAACUACGCUAUGCAGGAAGGAUUGUAACAGCAAUCACGACCAUGGCAUCAGACGUAUUGGUGUGUCGUCUGGUCACGGUAUGUGUCGUCUGCUUCACGGCUGUCGUCUGCCAGCCGACGGUUCAGGAGUUCCAGUGGUCGGAGACGUGCAGUCGGACAAGGGACGACGAUUUCAGGGACGCCUUGGAUUUUAUACUGAUAGAACUAAAACGCCAGAACCACGAAAACAGGCAGCUAAGGUUAGAAGUGGACGAACUGCGUCAGAGGACGUCAGAGCAGCGUCACCUGUUGUUGCAGUUGUCGGAGUCGGUGACGUUGUUGGUGCACAAGUUGGUGACGGAGAACCAGACGUGUGUGUGCGACACCCAAAACGACGAGCACCUUUCGAUUCUUGAUCCCUGGCCUCAGGAUACCAUAGUUAUAGCUGAGGAAGAGAAGGACACGAAACCUCCACCUAAGACGACAUCAACGACUACGCCUACGACGACGCCGACGACGACGCCGACGACAACGCCUACAACAACACCUGUCCCAACUUCGCCAACACCGGACCCCUUGUUGGCACUGUAUGGCGGACAUAUACCAACAGAUUGUGAAGACAUCCGGGACCUGGGGUUCUCCACCAAUGGGACCUACCACAUCAGACCAAACGGUUCCUCCAUCCACUUCACCGUCGUGUGCGAGUUCCACGCCACCUCCGCGUGGACCCUCAUCCAACGUCGGUUCGACGGCUCCCUCAACUUCUUCAGGAAGUGGGAGGAUUACAAACACGGCUUCGGAAACCUUACCUCGGAGUUCUGGCUGGGGAAUGAAAAAAUCCAUCUCUUAACCCGCCAGAGGGCGUACGGGUUAGGUAUAGACAUGUGGGACUGGCCCGACCCCAGCAAGGAGGACGAUGUGAGUGCGCACUACUUCUCCCAGAGUAGUUACUUCCGGGUUGACAAUGAGACAUCUCACUACAGGCUUCACGUGCCUCAGGACUACUUUUCUUAUACGGGUUUUGGCGGAAGUGGACUAAGGGUCCAUGCGGGGCCUUUUUUGACCUACGACCAUGUCACAACGCGCAUGCGUGGAAACUGUGCAGUUAAAUUUCAUUGUGGUUGGUGGUUCUCUACGUGUGUUCGGAACGCCAACUUCAACGGCCGCUACUACGACGGUGGGUACGAGAACGUGAACAGCAGGACCAGAUCGAGGGAUGAUAUCUAUUGGCCAAACAUUGAACAAUCCUUAAAAAGGACGACACUUAAAAUACAGAGGGUGAACGAAACAGUUGUAGAUGUAUUUUGGUAGUGAAUGCAUGAGUUUAUCUACAUCCGUCCGUGAAAGGUUCUUUUGUAUUUUCCUGUAUGAGUGUUAUAUGUAUAGCAAAUAAAUAUAUCUAUAUUAUACCCUC